Molecule: messenger RNA, 729 nt
Organism: Hemibagrus wyckioides
Lineage: Eukaryota; Metazoa; Chordata; Actinopteri; Siluriformes; Bagridae
Exons: 4
Coding region: 1-729 (242 amino acids)
Source: RefSeq, a predicted model, not a curated record
AUGUUACUCUUCUUUAUUUUCAUAGUUGUUAAAAACAUUGGUGCUGUUGACAGCAGCAUUGCACCAGAACAAACCAUCAUAUCUUCAAGUGAAGGCAGCAACAUCACACUGACCUGCACAUAUGAUGAUUCAGCUUACUCUCUCCACUGGUAUCGACAAAAACCUCAAUCAGGACCAGAGUUUCUGCUGCUGAUUCAGAAAUCUACAGAUUAUGUCACUAAAGCUGAACAUCUUGACCCACGACUAUCCAUCAAACUUCACAAAACGAACAAGAAAGUAGAUCUGGAGAUCUUUCCUGCUGCAGUAUCAGACUCUGCACUGUACUACUGCACCAUGGAGCCCACAGUGACACAAAACUCAAACAGACUGUACAAAAAGUCAGGCUGCAUGUUUUUCUCAACGCAGUUCGUCGGUAGUCCACCCAGAGAAUGGAAGGGUACUGGCAGUAAUGGCAGGUUGUACUACCCCCACUGGACAAGACUCUGGGGUAACGGCUGCAGGUUCAUCAUGUAUAGGUUUGCCAUCAAGGUCACACUGGACCGCUUGGUGACAGAGCUGAGGGCUACUCAAGUGCCCCGGGUGAUGAACAACUUUGAAGUCAUACUACCCAAGCUUCUCGAGCCAGAAGCCUCUCUGGCCAAAUGUCCCUCUGGUUCUCUCAUCCUCAGGAGCCAGUGUAAGGUACUAUGGUCUGUGUGUACAGUGAAGGAUCUGCCCAGCAGGUACUGA